Messenger RNA from Besnoitia besnoiti, 4032 nucleotides. RefSeq lists its product as uncharacterized. Lineage: Eukaryota; Apicomplexa; Conoidasida; Eucoccidiorida; Sarcocystidae. The transcript is spliced from 2 exons. The record is from RefSeq and is a predicted model, not a curated record. Bases 1 to 4032 code for a protein of 1343 amino acids.
AUGGAAGAGAGAAAGGCGACGAGCGGCUGGAUACGAGAGGCGAUCGAAGACCUUCUCUUGAUUGAACUGCGAGACAGGCUUCUCCUCGAGAGCGAGCACGCGUUCGCCUCGGCAGAAGACGAACCCGACCCAAAAUACACGGCGGAAGAAGAAAGAGAGGACCCACCGCCUGCAGGUCGAGCAGAAGCAGGCAGACACGAAGCAGACGCUGAGGCAAACCCAAGAGGAGGGGGAGGAAGAGAAGGAGGAGGAGGCAGAGAUGCGACGGUCCAGUGCGACGGAGAGCGAGGAAGGAAGGAAGGAAGGCAUCUCUCUUCUCCUCUGGCCUGCCGGAGCGCCGCGCCGACAAGGACCUUACUCGAACCUCGACUGAGUCUCUUGCCUGUCUCUUCGCAUGCAGAGAAAAACGCCUCCGACCCCUCCUCUGGUAGCUCGUGUCCUUCGUGUCCUUCUUCCUCGGCUCCUCUGAGGGCUUCCUCUUUGGUGUCCCUCGCCUCCGUCGCGUCCGUCUCACCGCCCUCCUCAGCUCCUCCCGCGUCUGCGGACUCCGCCACGCGGCGCCCGCUUUCUGUCUCUCCUGGCGCUCCCCGCGCGUCGUCCGCUGACUUCCGAGCCUCUUCGGCGGCGGCGUCCUCGUCUCCUCCCCUGAGUUCGUUGACCGCCGUCCCUUCUUCGUACGCUGAGGCGCCUGUUCCUGCGCCUCCUGCGUUCUCGUCUCGCGCUUCACCUUUCUGCGCCGCCUCCUCGGCUGUCUCGUUCUACUCUCCCUUUGGCUUCGCGUCGUCUGCUCCCUCUGCUUCUUCGUCGGCUCUGAGUCUGUCGCGCUCGCGCGUCCGCGCGUUUCCAGCAACUUCUUUUUCUGUCCAGUCUCGACCCACGGAAUUCCUGCCGUGUCGCCUCUUGGAGGUUUGCAGACACGAGUUACGUCCCGACAUUCUUCUGCUUCUCCUCUCUGACGGGGCGUCCACGGCUCUCGCAGCUCUCAAGCCCCCGUCUUCUCGCGCCUCGGUCUCUGGUGCGCCCUCUCCACCUUCUGCGUCUGCUUGUGUCGCCACUUCGCGCCCCUCACGGGGCUGCGCGUCCCCGUCGCCGCCUCCGCGCGCGGCUCCGUCUCCUGCUGAGUCUCCGUGGCCGCUGGGCUCCAGUUCUUCGGCAUGUGAAGCCGCCCCGACUCAGACUCCGACUCAGACUCCGACUCCUACUCCGACCCCGCCCGCGCGCACCGGGAAGUCUUGCCGGACGCGUCGGAGCGUCGGGCGUCGUCGCUACCGCGAAGCUCGGCUUCCUUUGCGAGCGCCGCCGUGGCGCUCCGUGGGAGAAGGUGCAGCUGCGGGGGGCGCGGAGGACGUGAGACGGGCCGGACGCCACGGAGGAGGCGCCGGCAGCGCGGGCGUCACAGGCGAUAAAGAGAGGAAAGCGAGACGACUCGGAGAGGAGGCCACGGGCUGCGCGCUCCGAUCAGAGUCUGCCGCAAGACCUGGCGGAGAGGCCCGUGCAGGCACAACGGAGGGAAGAGAGAACGCUAGAGAGAGGAGCUGCAGGAACGAAGAAGGGAACAGCGCAUCUUCCGGCGUCCUCCUGGAGCGCUCGAGCCGCCAUAAGGCGCAGAAGAAAGGCGAAGCGGGAAGAAGGAAAACGAGGGCUCAGGAGACCGAAGACCUCUGGUCGUGGCUAAUCGCGAGAAACUGGAAGGGCACUGGGGCUCCGUGGGACUUCUACUCAUCCGAGGACAUCGACGAUCUGUUUGCCGAGCUGAGAAACUUGAGAUCGGGCUACUUUGAAGUCCUUCUGGCUCCACGGAUCGCGCGCGGGCUGUCCUCUUCCCUUCCCUGUCUCCUCCUCACAGCCAUCUACCCUCUUGUCUCCACGCCGCUGCCGCAACAGAGCCUCGCCCUGUCGCUUCCGCCGCCUCUUGGGCCUUCGCCUCCGCUCGGCGCAGCGAGAAGUUCGCUUCGUAUGUCUGCCGGGACGCCAGCGAUUAAACCGACGACUCUUUCAGGCUCUCUCGCCCACGCUGGGGGUUUCUCACUCCACGCCCCGAGAAGCCAGCUGCGGCCCUGCUCCUCGUUUCGGUCGGCUUCGUCCGCGUCGCCUGGAGUUCCAAGCGCCGUCUCCUCGAGCCCGGCUCGCGUUACUGCUGUCUCCUCUCUUCGGGCGGCGUCCGCUGUCCGGCCUGUCGCAGCCCCAGCCGCCGCGGCUCGGUUCGGCGCGCCUUCGUCCCUUCCAACGCGGCAGGAGCCCGAGUCUGGCGGCGCUCCUUCUCUUGGUCCUCCUUCUUCCUCUCCGACAGCGGUGUCGCGCGCCACGGCGCCUCGUGGUUUUUUGCCGUGGUCGUCUUCUCCUUCCUCUUUCUCCUCUGCGGUUCCUCCGUCUGGCUCCUCUCCCCUCCCUGAGUCUUCUUCCACCUCUCGCGCUGCCUGUGGAUUUUCAUCGUCGCUCUCCUCUGAUUGUUCGCCGAGCCCCUCGUUUGCUUCUUCCAGGCGUGAAGACGCGCUGCGCCAGGGUUGCGCGCGAGGCCGCGCCACAGAGGCACAGACGAGCGUCAGCGGAAAAGAACGGGAGCUGGCGGCUUGGCGAAGCGAGCAUGUAGGACACAGCGCCCGGGCAACCGAGGGGGGUGGCAGCGGAGAAGAGAAGGAUGAGGCACUGCGAGACGGGGCUGGCGGCGAAGCCGCGCGAAGCGUCCUCUGCCAAGAUGCGCGCAGCAUGAACCUCCGCGAAAAUGGGGAAGGAGACGCGGAGUUGCCAAGUGUAGCGACGACGAAACAAAGCGACGGCAAAAACCGCGAAGCCGGCAGUGCCUCGAACCUCGACCUGCUCCGAGGAGCGGACUCGGCGCGUGCCGCAGCUGCCGCAAGCGGAGAGGAAGGCAGUCCGCCGAGUGCCUAUGACAGCCUCUCUGCGGGUUCUAGCAGAAAUGCCGCGGAGGACGCUCCAGCCGAAGCGCGGGCGUCCCAGGAAGAAGCACGCGGCUUCAAAGGAGCAGGGCGAGCGGAAGGCGAAGCGUGCGAAGCGCGAGCCAAAGGAAGCUGCAGCGAGGAAAGAGGCCCUCCUGAUGGACAGGUUCAAGAGAACGAGCGCGGCGAACCCGGCCGUGUGUCAGGCCCUUCAGUUGGGGAGGGCACGGUAGCUCGAGGGCGCGGAGACGAACACGACGCAUCUCAGCUUGGCUCGGACGUCUCCUUGCCAUCCGCGGCAACGCAGGCUCUCUCGCUCUGGGGUUCUGCGGGAUCUCUUUCUUCCCGCAGCAACGCGUCUGGGGACACGCAGGUGACGGUGCCUCUCGAGGCGAGCCUGACGUCUCAGAGGUCGUCCGCCUCUCAGCCGCCGCCUUCUGUUUCGUCGUCUUCUGGGCCGCCCGAUCACACGCAGUCUCCCUUGGCCGUUCUUUCGCAGGCGUCCUCAGCCUCCGCCUCCUCUGUGUCUCCGUCCGCCGCCUCUGCCUCGCGCGCCUCCUCUUCCUCUGCGAGUUCGUCUCCGCGCCCGUCGCCGUCCCCCGCGGAAGAGGCCACAAGGUCUGCCUCGUCUGCCGAGCCUCUUCGGCGGGUCGACCGAGGAGGUCUAGCCCCCUCGGGUGCCUCUGGUAAAAGGCGCCUCCCGCCCAGUACCGUGCCUCGCACGGAAGAGAAACGCAGAAAGACAACUUCCGCGGCGCCGAUCUACGUGGACGACGAGCCGGAAGAAAUCGCUAUCUCCGACGACGAUGAUGAUGAAUCAGCGAAGCGGGCGUCUGCGCCUGUGCCGCCCGAGCACUCCACGGGUCCCUCGGCGAUUUUCGAGGCCGAACAGAGAAACGAGAAGCCUCCGGGUGGCACAUUCUCGCCCCAGGCUCUCUUCCAGACCCUCCGAAACGCAAAUGGAGGAAUUAUUGACAUGGAAGUGCUGCGGAAAUUCAGGAAUGAAGCGGCAACAAAGUCGCCAGUGCUGCGGCAGAUGAAGGAGGCCAACGCGAAGCUGGCGGCUGCUGUCGAGCUGAUCAAGCGGCGACGCCAGAGAGGAACGCCGAAAGCGCUUCCGCAUCGAAACGAAUAG